AUGCCCACCGAAAACGUGCAAACUGAACGGAUGAAGAAGUUUAAAAACAAAGGGAAAGACACAGACGCGAUGAGAAGACAAAGAGUAGAAGUUGCAGUCGAACUUCGUAAGGCUAGGAAAGAUGAACAGAUCAUGAAGCGAAGAAACCUCUCUUUUGGCAAGGAAGACGGCUCAUCUCCAGAGAUAGAAGACAAGAACAUGGUUGCUGAGCUAUCUGUGGAAGAAAUAGUCGAUGCUCUGAACUCGGACAGUUUUCACUUCCAUUUGAAGGGAGCUCAGUCAGCCAGGAAAAUGCUCUCCAGGCAGAAGAAUCCCCCCAUCAACGAGGUCAUAAAAGCUGGGAUCGUUCCCAUGCUGGUGGCCUUUCUGAGUCGUCACGAUGCCCCGAACUUGCAGUUCGAGGCAGCCUGGGCGCUCACCAACAUUGCUUCCGGCACGUCGGACCAAACCAGGGCGGUCGUGGAGGCCAAUGCCAUACCGGCUUUCAUAACCCUCUUGGACUCUCCGCAUAUGCACAUCUGUGAGCAAUCGGUGUGGGCGCUUGGUAACAUUGCAGGUGAUGGCCCCAUGUACAGAGACUCUUUGAUCCAGCUGCAAGUGAUCCCACCUCUCCUGGCUCUGGUGGCCCCAGUGACUCCUGUCGGGUUCCUGAGGAACAUCACAUGGACCCUGUCCAACCUGUGCAGGAAUAAAAACCCCUGGCCUCCUCUGGAAGCUGUGAAGCAGAUCCUUCCUUCGCUGAUCUGCCUCCUGCAACAUGACGACAAGGACAUUAUCUCGGACACCUGCUGGGCCAUCUCCUACCUGACCGAUGGGACCAACGAUCGCAUUCAUGUUGUAGUGGACGCGGGGAUACUGCCGAGGCUGGUGCUGCUUCUGUCUUGCCCGGAGUUGCCGGUUCUGACUCCAGCUCUGCGUGCCGUGGGCAACAUCGUCACCGGGACGGACGAGCAGACCCAGCAGGCGAUCGACGCAGGCUUGCUGUCGGUCCUGCCGCGGCUCCUGCGGCACCCUAAGUCUUCCAUCCAGAAGGAAGCGGCGUGGGCACUCAGCAACAUCGCCGCGGGGCCCUGCAUGCAGAUCCAGCAACUCAUUACCUGCGGACUCCUGCCUCCCCUGGUGGAGCUUUUGGACAAGGGAGAUUUUAAAGCUCAGAAAGAAGCCGUUUGGGCAGUUGCCAACUUCACCACCGGAGGCACCGUGGAGCAGGUUGUUGAUUUGGUCCAAGCAGGCAUCCUCUUGCCCCUGCUCAACUUGCUGUCUGCCAAAGAUGGGAAAACCAUCCAAGUGAUCCUGGACAGCCUUUCCAACAUCUUCAUGUCAGCUGAAAAACUGGGCGAGACCGAGAAGCUGUGCCUCAUCGUGGAGCAGCUUGGCGGCUUGGAGAAGAUUGAAGCGCUCCAGACACACGAGAACAUCGCUGUCUACCAAUCCGCUUUAAAUCUCAUAGAAAAGUAUUUUUCUGGCGAGGACAAGGACCUAAAUCCCGAAGCAGACGAAGAAAGCAAAACCUUCACUUUCUCUGUCGAGCAACGGGAUCACUACGAUUUCUAA
This is a messenger RNA of Euleptes europaea (tarantolino), 1554 nucleotides long. RefSeq names its product karyopherin subunit alpha 7 (gene KPNA7). NCBI's taxonomy places the organism in Eukaryota, Metazoa, Chordata, Lepidosauria, Squamata, Sphaerodactylidae. Gene Ontology annotation, cellular component: cytoplasm; nucleus. The transcript is spliced from 10 exons. Gene Ontology annotation, biological process: NLS-bearing protein import into nucleus. Bases 1 to 1554 code for a protein of 517 amino acids. Gene Ontology annotation, molecular function: protein binding; nuclear import signal receptor activity. The record is from RefSeq and is a predicted model, not a curated record.